UCCCGCGUCCCAGCAGCAUGUUGCGUGCCGCGUCCCUCGCCGCUGCGGGCCUCGGGCCCCGCCUGGGCCGCCGCCUGCUGUCCGCCGCCGCCGCCCAGGCCGUGCCGGCCCCCAACCAGCAGCCCGAGGUCUUCUGCAACCAGAUCUUCAUCAACAAUGAGUGGCAUGAUGCCGUCAGCAAGAAGACAUUCCCCACCGUCAACCCGUCCACGGGGGAAGUUAUCUGUCAGGUCGCCGAGGGGGACAAGGCAGAUGUGGACAAGGCAGUGAAGGCUGCCCGGGCUGCCUUCCAGCUGGGCUCACCCUGGCGCCGCAUGGAUGCCUCUGCCAGGGGCCGCCUACUCUACCGCCUGGCUGAUCUGAUCGAGAGGGACCGGACCUACCUGGCCGCCUUGGAGACACUUGACAAUGGCAAACCUUAUGUCAUUUCUUACCUGGUGGAUCUGGACAUGGUCCUCAAAUGCCUCCGGUAUUAUGCUGGCUGGGCCGAUAAGUACCAUGGGAAAACCAUCCCCAUUGAUGGUGACUUCUUUAGCUACACUCGCCAUGAGCCUGUUGGCGUGUGUGGACAGAUCAUCCCGUGGAAUUUCCCGCUCCUGAUGCAAGCUUGGAAACUGGGCCCUGCUCUGGCGACCGGAAAUGUGGUGGUAAUGAAAGUGGCUGAGCAGACCCCACUCACUGCCCUCUAUGUGGCCAACUUGAUCAAGGAGGCUGGGUUCCCGCCAGGUGUUGUAAACAUCAUCCCCGGAUUUGGCCCCACGGCUGGAGCUGCUAUAGCCUCCCACAAGGACGUGGACAAAGUGGCUUUCACAGGCUCCACUGAGGUUGGCAGCCUCAUCCAGGUUGCUGCAGGGAGCAGCAACCUCAAGAGAGUCACCCUAGAACUGGGGGGAAAGAGCCCCAACAUCAUUAUGUCAGAUGCUGAUAUGGACUGGGCCGUGGAGCAGGCGCACUUCGCGCUGUUCUUCAACCAGGGCCAGUGCUGCUGUGCAGGCUCCAGGACCUUCGUGCAGGAAGACGUCUAUAAUGAGUUCGUGGAGCGGAGCGUGGCCCGGGCCAAGUCCCGUGUGGUGGGAAACCCCUUUGACAGCAGAACCGAGCAGGGCCCGCAGGUGGACGAGACACAGUUUAAGAAGGUCCUGGGGUACAUCAAGUCCGGGAAGGAAGAAGGGGCGAAGCUGCUGUGUGGGGGAGGAGCCGCUGCUGACCGGGGCUACUUCAUCCAGCCCACAGUGUUUGGAGACGUACAGGACGGCAUGACCAUUGCAAAGGAGGAGAUCUUUGGGCCAGUGAUGCAGAUUCUGAAGUUCAAGACCAUUGAGGAAGUGGUGGGGAGAGCCAAUGAUUCCACGUACGGGCUGGCUGCAGCUGUCUUCACCAAGGACUUGGAUAAGGCCAAUUAUCUGUCCCAGGCCCUCCAGGCCGGCACUGUGUGGGUCAACUGCUAUGAUGUAUUUGGAGCUCAGUCUCCCUUUGGGGGCUAUAAGAUGUCUGGUAACGGCCGGGAGCUGGGCGAGUACGGGCUUCAGGCAUACACGGAAGUGAAGACUGUCACAGUCAAGGUUCCUCAGAAGAACUCGUAAAGAAUGAUGCAGGCUCCCAAACUCAGCCGUUGAGAGUUCUAGGGGAUCAGCAGCCAAACCAGGAAAAUUUGCCCUUACACACAGAGUCUUAAGAAAAAAAUCUUCCACAAAUACCCUUGGAUCAAGGAUGUCCCAUAAUCUGAAUGAAGAAAUAGGCAGGUUUUGUUGUGUGGGUGGGGGCAGGGAAAAACCUUGUGGACCUUGUGACAAUAAAACUAGUAGCUCUGAGGGUUCAAGUAUGGGUGAUAUGAUAGGAAAUGUCUCUGGAGACUGGAGGAAAGGCCAUUGUUAGCCACUGCACUUACCCUGAGACGCCAAGCUUGCUAGCUCCUUGCUUUUGUAUUGUGUCCUGAAAUGCAAUAAAAACACUGCUGUUUGUCCCACCA
Messenger RNA from Suncus etruscus (white-toothed pygmy shrew), 1969 nucleotides. RefSeq names its product aldehyde dehydrogenase 2 family member (gene ALDH2). The coding region runs from base 18 to 1583 and encodes 521 amino acids. The transcript is spliced from 13 exons. NCBI's taxonomy places the organism in Eukaryota, Metazoa, Chordata, Mammalia, Eulipotyphla, Soricidae. Gene Ontology annotation, molecular function: aldehyde dehydrogenase (NAD+) activity. The record is from RefSeq and is a predicted model, not a curated record.